Doryrhamphus excisus (bluestripe pipefish) is the source of this 919-nucleotide messenger RNA. It is a transcript of the gene ndufs3, whose product is annotated as NADH:ubiquinone oxidoreductase core subunit S3. The record is from RefSeq and is a predicted model, not a curated record. Gene Ontology annotation, molecular function: NADH dehydrogenase (ubiquinone) activity. NCBI's taxonomy places the organism in Eukaryota, Metazoa, Chordata, Actinopteri, Syngnathiformes, Syngnathidae. Gene Ontology annotation, cellular component: respiratory chain complex I.
GCAACUCACUCCCCCUUCCCGGAAGUGAAGAACUGUUACUGAGUCAACAUGGCGGCGUCGUUGGUACGUCUCGUCCGUGCAGGUCUUGGACGGAGUUGCAACAUUGCAAGGACUUCAUCUCUCCUGCAGCAGCAGACCAGACUGCAGAGUUCCACCACGGAGACGAGACCCACCGUGAGACCCAGAGAUGCAGUCGCCCACAGCCAGCUGGCAGCAUUUGGGGAGUACGUGGCGGAGAUGAUGCCCAAAUACAUCCAGCAAGUUCAGGUGACAUGCUACGACGAGCUGGAGGUGAUGAUCCAUCCCGACGGUGUGAUCCCCGUGCUGACCUUCCUGAGGGACCACACCAACGCACAGUUCAGAAACAUGAUCGACCUCACGGCCGUCGACAUUCCGACACGGCCCAACCGCUUUGAGAUCGUGUACAACCUGCUCUCACUGCGCUUCAACUCGCGUAUCCGCAUCAAGACGUACACGGACGAACUGACACCGGUGGACUCUGCGGUUCCUGUCCACAAAGCUGCCAACUGGUACGAGAGGGAGGUUUGGGACAUGUUUGGCGUGUUCUUUGCCAACCACCCGGACCUGAGGCGUAUUCUAACCGACUAUGGUUUUGAGGGCCAUCCCUUCAGGAAGGAUUUCCCUCUGUCGGGAUAUGUGGAGGUACGCUACGACGACGAAUUGAAGCGCGUGGUUGCGGAACCGGUGGAGCUGUCGCAGGAAUUCCGGAAGUUUGACCUGAACACACCGUGGGAAGUCUUCCCCGCUCACCGGGAACCCAAGGAGGCUCCGCCCACACUGGAAGCUGGAGACACGGCCCCCGAGAAGAAGUGAAUUAUGAUAUCGUACCGUUAGGGGUUAAAAUAUACAAAAUGUAAAUGUAAAUAAAAAAUAUUAAUUAAACCAUGAGGAAACUUGA